Messenger RNA from Bipolaris sorokiniana ND90Pr, 372 nucleotides. RefSeq lists its product as uncharacterized. The transcript has a single exon. NCBI's taxonomy places the organism in Eukaryota, Fungi, Ascomycota, Dothideomycetes, Pleosporales, Pleosporaceae. The coding region runs from base 169 to 324 and encodes 51 amino acids. The record is from RefSeq and is a predicted model, not a curated record.
UUGUUCGCUAUAGUCUUUAGGCUCUUUUGUUCUCGUGAUGGUAAGUAUGUACCUACACAUACCACAUAUCCCACAGCAUACACGCAACCCCCCCACCUGGAGUCUCUUCGGGCACUUUGGCUACGUGCGUAACUUCGUCUUUUGAUAUUUCCAUCCCAUGCAACACACAUGGCGCAACUGACUCGUCAGGCAACACAACACACACACGCAACGCAACGCAACGCAAAACCACCCGCGUAUGGAUACAUCCGCUCUCUUAUUCAGGUGCUCAGUCUACUACACUCUCUCAUCAUGGUCUUUCUAGCCAAACAUUUCCUCACCUGAUAAAACCCCUCACCAACGCACCAACCCACGCACCCCCCCCCCUUCCCA